AUUGUAAUAAUUAUGUUCAAAAUUGCACAAAAGUCUCACUUAUUCGUAAACCUUUUUCAAGAUAAAACCAAACUAGAAAGGCAUACACUUACAAUGUUUGCAACUUGGCCUGAGCAACUUGGCCUGAAAAAAGAAUAGAAACUAUAGAUCUUUGACGUUAGUUCAAUCAUUUGUAAAGAAAUUGAUGAUAACCCUUACACCUCAUUUGGGGUUUACACUACCAAAAAGAGUAACUAAACAAAAAUAUAACACAUUUUAAGCGGCUUGAAAAGUUGCAACACUUUUCCUUUGAUAACAGUCCAAUGUCAGACCUAAGGCCCAACAGCUCUGAAGAAGUCGUGUUCAGAGAGGAGGACCAGGUAUUACCACAGGACGACCUCGAGCCACUGAAUAAGAAAAGGAAGCAUGAUUCAAGCGAAGGCCUGUUUAGUGGUGAAUCUUCAUCGGGUUUGUUAGAAACGUCAAUACCACCCCAUCAAGACAAGUGGGACGCCAACACAGCUCCAGACGUUGGAAGAGAAGCAAAUAAUAUGGAAUCCGAUGAUUAUGUAUUUGUGACUCCAAGUGACCGAACGUUUUACUUCUUCAAUGGAUCAGAGACAGUUAGAGUUCCAUCUAAAACAGAAAAAAAUUCGGAAAAACAAUACAAGAUCUUGAAAUACCCCAGAUCCAAACAAGAGAAGCAACAUAAAAGAGGAGAUUCUUCAGUGGAGCGGCCCCAUGCCUGUCCAUUUGAAGGGUGUACUUGGUCAUUCACCAGGUUAUCUGAUUUAACCAGACAUAAAAAAUCUCAUACCAAACCAAAUUACACUUGUCCCUUUUACAAGAACGAUCCAACAUGCCACAAGAAUGGAGGCGCAUUUGCAAGAUUAGAUGUUUUGAAAAGACAUUUGAAAUUAGUUCAUUAUGUCAAGGAUAAACUGCAAAUGAUUGAAGGGGAUGAUCCGGGAUGGUGCAGAAUCUGCCAAAAAAUGUUUCCUUCACUGAAAGCUUUCAUAAAUCAUACAGAAGCUUGUGCAAAUACUUCUAAACCCACUGAAUGGAUGAAGAAAAAUGCUAAACACGAUGAAAAAAACUACUUUCCCGUUGAAUCAUUGGUAAAUUAUGAUUUAGAGAAAUCCGAUUAGGUUCAUAAAAGCCAAACGAACCUACUUCUGGAACUUCUUUGCAUUCUUCUUUUCUCGUGUAGCGAAAAGAAAACAAAAAUAUCAACGUUACCAUACGGCUAGCAAUUGCAUCAUUUAAAAGAUUAUUCUUAAUGACUUCAGUCCCCUGAU
Molecule: messenger RNA, 1277 nt
Organism: Hyphopichia burtonii NRRL Y-1933
Lineage: Eukaryota; Fungi; Ascomycota; Pichiomycetes; Serinales; Debaryomycetaceae
Exons: 1
Coding region: 303-1127 (274 amino acids)
Biological process (GO): regulation of transcription by RNA polymerase II
Cellular component (GO): nucleus
Source: RefSeq, a predicted model, not a curated record